AUGUCGGUUAAGCAACUCGUCAUCAGUGCGGCAUCUGCUGCCGUUAUGUUAUCGAGUUUGAUUCCUUGCAACGCAGUCAGGGCCGCUGUCCAACCCGCCUCCGCUGGGGAGUUCAGCGAUUAUCCUCCUACGAGAUAUGCAACCUUUGACGAAAGGAAAAAUGCUCUCCAUUGCGGUUAUGAUAAUCGCGAGAAGAACAGUGAUGACUCGGCAGCAUUGGACUUCUACAUCGUUGGCAACGGCGUGCAAACUGGGGCGAUUACUUGUCCCAAGGCAGAAAAGUAUCCGGCGUUCCGGACAUCAUAUCUAGGCUCGCCUACUCUCAAGAUGUACAACCCCCACAUUGUAGGGAGCGGCGCAUAUUUCUCCCUAGCUCAGCCGACUACCGAGGUCACUUAUCUGGAUCCUCUAAGGAACAUUCAGCUAUCCCCUCCCAGUCCUCGUGCGGAGGGUGAAUCGCCAGCAAUGAAUAGGCAGAGACAAUGCCUCAACGCGAUUCAGACCAUCAAAGAUGGAUUCGGUGGAAGCUUCAGAGCUCUGUGCGAUAAGCAUCAUGAUGUCUCCGUAACGGCUAUCAAGACUACACGAGCCGCUGAGUUGAAUGUCACAGUUUGA
Messenger RNA from Perkinsus marinus ATCC 50983, 615 nucleotides. RefSeq lists its product as hypothetical. The transcript is spliced from 3 exons. The record is from RefSeq and is a predicted model, not a curated record. Bases 1 to 615 code for a protein of 204 amino acids. NCBI's taxonomy places the organism in Eukaryota, Perkinsozoa, Perkinsida, Perkinsidae.